ACAGAAUCAGCAUUAGUGCCGCAUCGGAGGUGAAAGGGAGAGGUUGUCUUGCUGAAUUCGCUCGCAUCAUGAGGCAACCGAUCGGUCCCACGCUCUUUCUUACCGUCUUAUCUCUUGCAACAGCGACUGACCUUGCUGCAGUAUACCAGUACAGUCUCCUUCACAUUCGGGAUGCUGACAAGGUCGUUCCUACCUCACCAAUUCCAUGGGAAAAUGUGACGCUGCAGCUUCCCCAAGAUCUCUGCUACCCUGUGGGAGUAGCUCAUGACCCUAAGAACAACAGGCUUUUCGUGUCAGAUGCCAUCCAGUGCCACGCGCAUAUUGUAUCAGUUUCCCUUGAUGAGGAACAUGAAAUACAUUCAGUUGUUGAAGGAGACGGUGUCGUUGUGGUUGAAGGAUUAUCAUACGACGCAAGAAGAGAUCAACUCUACUGGACAGAUACCACUGCUCAUAACAUCUACAAGACCUAUGUCCCAGAGGAUCUUGAUGACGACUUACCACCAGAGCCUAAACCAGUUCAUGAUUUUGGGAGCAUAGUCAAGCCACGAGGAAUUGCAGUGGAUUACUGCAAUGAAAUAAUGUAUUGGGCUGAGCGUGGAGAGUCCGGAGAAGUGCCAAGUAGUAUAAAGAUGUGUGAUCUUGAAGGUACAAAGCACACCAUUGUUCACCAAGCAAAAGAAGGUCAAGAUGUGUUCUAUCAGGACCUGACGUAUGAUGCUGAAAGUGGGCGGAUCAUCUGGGCAGAAACAACGACAGACUCACAUGAAAACAGCAGCUGCAAAAUUAUCAGUUCUGGAGAGUCAGGGGAAAGAGUUCUGGUCAGCAGGGAACACUGCUAUCCCUUUUCCUUAACCACAGAUGGCAGCUAUGUUUACUGGUCUGACUUUAGCCAAAAUGGCAUCAUGAGGGUUAGCUUGAGUGACCCAGAAGAUGUGGUUAGGCUGGUUCAUACUCCUGAAUUUGAAGGUAACCAUGGGACGUAUUAUGGCGCAUAUGGUAUUGUUGCUUUGAAUGGGCCUGGUGGAGACUCCAUCGAGGAUUUUUGCAAGGAAAGAAUGAAACCCAAGUUACAGAAGGAAGAACCAAGUGAUCUAAAGGAAGACACAAAGCCUGCAGUUGCAGCUGUAAUGGAUGAGGCCUUGGUUGAUGAAACUGAUCAAGCAACUACCAAAGUGGCUUAUCAUGUAGAAGUACAAGGAGGCGAAACUACAGUGCUACCUGAUGUAGAAAUACUUAAUGCAGAUGAAGAAAAACAUUUUGAAGAGUCACAGCAUCUCACACAAAUUUCACAUGCAGACCCAAGUGAUGAUGCUAAAACAGAACCUGAAAUUACAGAAAACGAAUAUAUUAAUUCUAAUUCUCCACUUGUACUGAAAACAGAAGACUCUACAGUUUAUUCUCAAAGUUCUGAACAAAAAUCACCGACUGAUUAUUUGAGAGCUCAAGUGUACAGUGAAAAACAACUUUACAUCAUUGUGAUUGUAAUAUUGGCAGUGUGUUGUACAUUAUUUUUCUGCACAACGCUAGGCCUGAGUGUGAAGAUACUGUUUCUCAGGAGAACAGAUUUGCCAAAAGGAGAAUUGCCAACUACAGUUCCAACUAAAGGAACCCCGGCAAAGAAACCUCGUCAGCCAAAGAGGUUUGGCCCUCCCAAAAAGGCCGGCUUCACAGCAGUCUCAACUUGCUCAAGACAGGCCGAUGAUGGUGUUCACAUCAACAUUGAAGACUGUUGUCAAAUGACACUGUGCGAAACGCCUUGUUAUACAACUGUCAAGAAAGAAGGAAAAGGGUAUAAAGCUGGUAAAGAAGACAAGAAAAGUUUGCUUGAAAAUUACAACUUCUGAUAAUUUUGACUUAGAGUUUAGGCGUUAGAAGCCAGUGGGUAAGAACACCUUACGUAAGCGCCUUGCCAAUUAAAUAAGAUGACUGCGGGCUACCAAACAUGAAACACGACAAGAGUGAGUAUUGGUAUUCUUACACAUGAAGUCCAUAUUAACAGCUCAUUCCUCCAUUUAGGUCCAGUUGUAUCAAUGGAAAUGUUUCCGAACAGUGUAAUAUGAUGGAAGUUUGGUAAUGUUGUAGAAGGUAAUUGAAUCUGAAAGCUGAAAUCCACAUUCUUUAAAGUUAUUCAUUUUUGGUCUUAUAAGUAUUAUUUCUUUCUCAUGGACACAUGAAAAAACAGACUGUUGCCUUUACCAUUAUAUGAAACUGUCUGCAAAUUAAUGACUUGUUAAAGGGAAGUGUUCAACCCGUCCCAAAUUGCUUGUCAUUACUGCCAUUGUCCAGAGAAUUUUAUAAUCAUCAAGCUGUAAAUUGGACUCACUCUUGAGAUGUAUUAUAUACUUACUCUGUAAAUAUAAUGUUACAAGUGGUCUAAGACUUAUUGUAUAUUAUGAAGAGGGUCUAUCAUAUCAGAUAGGCAUCAUCACAUUCACAUAUGCACAUGCACAUGCACAAGCACAUGUACUGGUGUAUGUCAUGCACGCACACACCAGCAGACACAGAUCCAUAAACAUGCACACACACAGACACACAAAGACAAACACACAGACACACGUCAACAUGUCUGAUUUCCCAGUCUGUUAAAGUCAAUAUCAUAAUGGCUGUGAAUUACCUCAUUUUAGAUUUUGCUGCAGUUACAUCUUGGCACAAUGGUUAUUCAUUUUCAUUCCUUGUACUGCCAGUAAAUGGGUGUGGGUCAUCUUGCUCAUGCAGGACCUUUUCAGGGGGUUAGGCCCUUCCCUGCACUAACCCGUGGGGCUACUCAGCUGCACCUUUUGUGUAGUUAUUUUUUUUCGUAGAGAGGAUGAUUUCAAGGAAAAAAAAAAAACAAAAAAAACACGGUAAAGUAGUAUUUCUUGCACUUAUUAAUAUUAUCGUAAAUCACUUGACAUUUGGUGGAAUCAUUAGAGGUUACUGCUCAGAGCCACGUUAAUAGGUGCCAAAUAGCGUUUCCAUUAAUGUUAUUCUGAAUCGGGUUACGUAUUUGAUUUUAACUUGUCAUACUUUUUUGUCUUCCAGCAUGCCAUUAGCUUUUUCUUUUGGCUUGCUUUGGCUUUUAACAAAGAUUGUAUUGAAAAUAAGAGAGAAAAAAAAAAAAUCAGACAUUAUCCUUUUUCAAUGGAUCAAGUUUAAGCAACAUCUCUGUAUGUUAUAGACGUCUGACGAGAAUGUUUUAUAAAGAUUGAAUAGGAGUGGCACAAUUUUUUUUUUUUUUCUUGUUUUUUAACAGACUAAUCUCAUUGUGUAUUAAGUAUAAUGAAUAUUAACUCGUCAUACUUGAGCCAUUAAAUUAUGGAAAAAAAAAUUAAGUAAAAGUGUACAGUAAAGUACAUGAAUCUGAGAAUCUGUUAAUUCUACAUAAUUGUUUGUAUAUAUGGUGCUCAGAUUUUAUGAUUUAUAUGAAUUUUCAGAAUAUAUGGCCGUAGUUCACAUUAUCACUUGGAAUUCUGAGAAUGGUGCAAGAAACUGUUAUCGAGAAAGUUUAAAAAGUAUCACAGAAAAACUAACAACAUAUCAUCUUAAAUAUAUAUGCUUCAUCUACUAACAAAUCAAAUGGUAACAACCCCAAUGAACUUACUGUAUUGUAUGUUCAAUAACUGAAGGUGAAAGUGCUCACUACUUAAAGCAGCUUUUCUCAUAUUCAUAACAUUUCAUAAAGGUGUUAAUAUUUAUUGUAUUUUGGAGUACAUGUUACAGGGAUGUUUUGCCCCAAAUGUUUUCUGUGUUGACUUAUAUGAAUGUAAGAUGUGUAUAAAAUCAUCUUUGCAUAAAUGAAGGUUUUGUGGUUGAGAAAUAAUCAGUGUAAGAUCUGAUGUAAAAAGUUAUUAUACAAGUUGAGUUACUGAUCAUUGUAUGGCUUUGACUUACAAGUUAUACUGUCCAGACAUGAACUCUGGAGUUGUUAAUAUUAUAGCUGAACUGUGAUAAAGAACUAUUAGAGAAAAAAGAUCAUACAUGAACAAUCUAUAAUCCAAAGCAUUUAUAUUUAUAUUUAUUUUAUAUUCAUUUACAUGGCUGUAAAGCAUUUCACUUUUAAAGAAGAGUGCAAUGUUAAUCUUUUAAAAAAAGAUGGGUUUUCUUUUAUUUGAAGGUUAAUGCUGGUCUGAACCAAGCCAACUAUUAAAUGUCAUAUUACUACCUGGGAAGGAGAAUCGAGUCCCAAAUUCAGAUGGUCUAGUGUUAAUUUUUUAUAUAAAGAUCUGAAACUUUGCACCAAUUUUUUUUUUCUUAAUUAUUAUUAUUAACUUUAAUGGUUAUUGUCUUCUGUAUAAUCCAGCUUCCAAUAUAUGGGCCUGUGAUUUUUUUUUUUUUUAACCCUCUGACCUUAAGAAGAGGUAGAGAAAAUCUAUAUUUUGUAUAAUUUUAUUCUAUUAUUAAGAUGGGAUAUGUUUGGGGUGUCAAACAUGUCAAGAAAUAGAUUUUAAUACAGUGUUGGUAACUAGGGUCAGCUCUUCUAUGCUUGUGCAAAGUCCAUCUUAAUUUGGUGUCAGAAUGGUUAAUGGUUAUUAGUUAAGACAUAAAUGUGCUAGACAUUAAGUCAUGUAGCACAACUGGGUGUCAAAAUCUAGUUUAUAAUUCCAGGGUUAUGAAAAGAAAAUAUUACCCUAUGGUAACUUUAUCGGUAAUGGUGAAACAAAACGGUAAUGGUGAAACAAAACGGUAAUGGUGAAACAAAACGGUAAUGUUUGAAGUGGUUGGAUCAGUCAACUAGUGUUUCUGCUUUUGAGAGUAGGAAGCAGUUGUGUGGAAAGAAUGUAUAGUUUUCUAGUCAGGAUUACUUUCUUUGGAGCAGCACGUUAUUUUUGUUGUUGACAUUUUCCUGUUUUGAAGAACAGUUGAAACUUCCUCAGGGAAAUAAUCUAAACUAUUGUUUGUGAGUUUUGAGGAAGAUCAGUUGGUUGUGAAGAGGUACAGUAUUAAUGUUGUCAAGUAGCCGUUUUUGUCUGCAGUUGCAUUUAUUUACUCUGAUUGAUGUGUAAUUAAACAAUUUCCUUUGAUUUUCUUAUAGGAAACUAAUAAAAAAAAUAGAUAAUUUCUGAUAAAUAACAUUUUUAUGCAAUCAUAAAUGGUUAUCCAAAUGUGGUUUUCCAUUUCUCAUUUGAAACAUCUGCUACAUAUGAGUAUAUUAAUGUCUCUAUAUAGGAGUUUAAUAUCUUCAUAUAUGCAGAUCUCUGAAAGGUAUAAAAUUUACAAGAAAUACUUAUUGAUGGUACCAUGGCAGAAUGACACAGCCCUAGUACUAAUAUUGUGUAUAAAAUGCUGUAGUAAAAUGGUGGGACUCCCUUUAACUCUGCAUAAUAUCUAGUUAUUUAACAUAUUACAAUCUCAAAAGGAGAGAGAAACAAAACAAAACAAAAAAAAUGAAAACUGCAGUGUUAAAAUGUCCUGAUAUGUUGCCUUACCUCGCUCAUCCUAAGAAAGGAUAGUGAUAUUUUUGUAUGCAAGAUUUAAUGAAGCUGCAUUUAUUUGUGAGGGUCACAUGUAGACACCAAGAUGGGUCACAUGUUGGACCUUUUAGUCAUUGUUGUGGUUAUGGUAUGGGCUCUUCAGAUGGAGACAUACCACUGAUAGUUUAGAAUUUCUUUUCAAAUGAUCAACACCGGUGGUACAGUAAGUUUCCAGGAUAGGUUUUAAACAGGUAUUUUUUCGUAGUCUCUUUCCUUGUUGGUGUCAUGUUUAUUAUUAUUAUUCUAGACUGUAGCAGCUAAAUUUCACUUUUACAUGAUUUUUGUUCUAUUCUUUUUCUCUUUUCUUUUUUUUUUUCCUUUUUCUACUAGGAAGAGUAAGCCUUAUUUAUUCUUUUAAAGAAUCAAAAUCUGUCAGAUUAUUGUACCAUUAUGAUUUCCCCAUAUUUUCUCAAUGCAAUAAAUGUUGAUCUCACAUUUUU
Molecule: messenger RNA, 5890 nt
Organism: Penaeus chinensis
Lineage: Eukaryota; Metazoa; Arthropoda; Malacostraca; Decapoda; Penaeidae
Exons: 8
Coding region: 69-1844 (591 amino acids)
Source: RefSeq, a predicted model, not a curated record